AAGUUCCUGUGGUUGCGUCACUUCCGUCGCGCUUCUGGGCGGCGCCAAGAUGGACGCUCCGCGGGCUCGGGAGCAGCUCCGACGGCGAUACCUGUUCCCGCCGGACACCGAGGCCCCGCUGGACAGCGAGGGCUACGCCGGGCCGGAAACCUCUACAGCUGUUGAAAAAAAGGAGAAACCUCUUCCAAGACUUAAUAUCCAUUCCGGAUUCUGGAUUUUGGCAUCCAUUGUUGUGACCUACUAUGUUGAUUUCUUUAAAACUGUUAAAGAAAACUUUCACACUAGUAGCUGGUUUGUCAUUGGCGGUGCCCUGCUGCUCCUCAGCCUGUCGAUCGCAUGUUACUGUAUUCUCUACCUGGAGUGGUGUCGGGGAAUUGAAGAUUACGACGUCCGGUAUCCCACCUUGAUCCCCGUCACCACUGCUGCUUUUCUUGCGGCUGGAAUUUGCUUCAACGUUGCUCUGUGGCACGUGUGGUCCUUCCUCACUCCACUGGUGUUGUUCACUCAGUUUAUGGGGGUUGUGAUGCUCAUCUCACUGCUUGGCUGAUUUCUAAAGGUUUUAGAGCGUGUCAGUGUGAAUGCUUCCAUGGCCAGCCAGAAGAAGGCACCGCAGACGGAAUGCAAAGGCUACAAUGUGUUUUUGCUUCUAGGAAGUGAGUGGUUUCCUGGGAAAAAUUAUAACUUUGCAGUCUGGUUGAAAUCAGAAUAAAUUCAAGCUCAUUUGCCUAUUCUUAAACUCAACAGUUAUUGAAUUUUUCAAAUUCAAAACAGAAAUCUCCUGUUCAAAUAGAAGUAAUUAAUUUGCAGUGUUAAUCUGAAUCAUUGGAGCAAGUAUUGGUGUAAAUAUUUAAGUAGCGUUUCAUUAUAGGUACAUGGUGUCCUCCUAAAAUGGCAGAUAAAUUGUUGACUCCUUGGUUGUAUACGAUCACUGGGUAUAUAUAAAGGAAUGAUCGUGUCCUGUGCCUUUAACCCAGCUUUAGCAAUUACUGUAUUUCUCAUUUUUAUAAUAGUCUUGUUAGGUGAGAGGACCAACUGGAAGCAUUUUAUGUGUUCCUAUCACUUUAGAUGUUAUCAUGUGUACAUUACCGGGUUUCUAGCAUUUAUUUAAUGUAGAUUUAAGUAUGUGUAAUUUUUUCCUUAACGUUUAAAUAAAUAUUUUUAUAACUUUUUUAUGGGUUUUCUUACUACAAAUUUUGGAAAGUGUUUUCAGCUAUUAGCACUUGGAGUUAACUAAAGGAAUAGGGCUUCUUAAGACGUGUUCUUCAAAGACAUCAGGAAGACACAGUUCACACUGUCAGAUGCAAAUAUGUUUACGUUAAACUCAAAUGUCAUACAAGUUGUGGUGUUGAUCCUCACCCCACCCCCUUAUAGGACUUCUGCCAAUGGUGGGAUUCAGCCACCCACCAGCUGUGUCUGGCUUGGACACCCCCCUCCCCCACACACACACCUACCAUUACUGGGCCUGGGGUAGUAAUCUUUCUCCAGCUGGGAAGUGGGAACAAUAUCUGUUUUGUAGGGCUGUGGAUAAUAGGAAUAAUGUUAACAAAACACCUGUUACAGUGCCUGGUACACAGUAGGCACUCAUUCCAUUAAUGGUAAUGGAAAGAGAACGAAAGACCAAGUAGAUCAGGAUCAGGAGUGGGAAAAGGUGGUCAUGAUCAAUGAGCAGACUCAAGCCCAGUCUGGGUACACACACGUGAGAAUUUCAUUACAAGUCAGGAGCAAGGUCAGACAGAGGUCAGAGUCAGGUAGCCACGUCAGGGAUGUGGUCAGGGAUGUGGGGGUUUCAGCGCAGGGUGGAGGGUGCAAACCCUGGGUGUUAGGAUGAGAGUGAGUAAGGGACAGGUGGGGCAAGGUAGAGAGAGAGAGAGGUAGGGGGCUACCUGAUGAGGCUCAGCAGAAAUCCCCCAAAUGCUGAGGUGUGAGGAAACGAGAGAUAAGGGAACAUCAUUUGUCUUAAACCUAGAGGUGAGAUACUCAAAGGAAUAGUGAUCUGUUCCUUUGGUGCUCUCAGUGGUGACGUCAAGAAGACUGACGUUCCCUGAUGAAUUUUCUAUAAAAGACUGACCAUAAAAGCCCUCAGUGGCAACCCAUUCGGGAGCCUCUCAUCCGAGAGCUUUUUCUUUCCUUUCUGUUCCCACCUUCGCUUAAUAAACUUCCACUCCACUUCA
Molecule: messenger RNA, 2171 nt
Organism: Mustela erminea (ermine)
Lineage: Eukaryota; Metazoa; Chordata; Mammalia; Carnivora; Mustelidae
Gene: TMEM128
Product: transmembrane protein 128
Exons: 5
Coding region: 50-547 (165 amino acids)
Source: RefSeq, a predicted model, not a curated record